AUGUCCGAAAAGCAAAAUAUUGUCUCAUCUACUCUUUCAGACAUGACAGAAUUCGCCAAAGAUAGCAGAAGAUUAUUAAACCGCUGCACAAAGCCUGACAAAAAAGGUAAAAUUUAAGCAGAAUAUGUGAAAAUUGCGACUGCGUGUGCUGUUGGAUUUGCAGUCAUGGGCUUUAUUGGAUUUUUCGUGAAGCUGGUAUUUAUCCCAAUAAACAAUAUUUUGCUCACUCCUUAA
This is a messenger RNA of Blepharisma stoltei, 234 nucleotides long. Lineage: Eukaryota; Ciliophora; Heterotrichea; Heterotrichida; Blepharismidae. The record is from the annotation of a GenBank genome assembly.